Molecule: messenger RNA, 3872 nt
Organism: Scomber scombrus (Atlantic mackerel)
Lineage: Eukaryota; Metazoa; Chordata; Actinopteri; Scombriformes; Scombridae
Gene: rb1
Product: retinoblastoma 1
Exons: 27
Coding region: 87-2813 (908 amino acids)
Biological process (GO): cell differentiation; regulation of transcription by RNA polymerase II; cell morphogenesis involved in neuron differentiation
Cellular component (GO): chromatin; Rb-E2F complex; nucleus
Molecular function (GO): RNA polymerase II transcription regulatory region sequence-specific DNA binding
Source: RefSeq, a predicted model, not a curated record
AGUCAACAUUAUUUGUUGUCUUCAACAACAAAAAAUAGUUUUAAAAAAAAUCAUACUAUUUAACCGUCAGCUAACCGGAUACCAAGAUGCCACCUAAGAAGCGCAACACCGGGACGACACAGAGCAAGGAGCUGAAACCCGGUGCUGAAAGUUCCUCAACAGAGAAGAAAGAGAGUCCAGAGUUAUCUGUGAAAAAACACAGAGACAAAGAUGCAGAGUUUGUCACUCUGUGCAAGAGCCUUCAUGUGACAGACCUGGUGUGUGACCGAGCCUGGACGCUGUGGAAAACUGUGCAGGAGUCCCUGGAUGAAAUCACUGACACUCAGAAAAGACUGUGGGGUGCUUGUCUGUUUGUGACUGUGACGGACACGGAUGCCGCAUGUUUCACCUUAACUCAGGCUCUGAAAGCAGUCAGUCUGAAUGUAAAGCAGUUCAUGGCUCUGGUGAGGAAGUUGGAUGUGAACUUGGAUACGAUAAGCACCAAGGUGAAUUCAGCACUGUCACGACUGGAGAAGAAAUAUGAUGUGAUGCUGGCUCUCUACCAGAGGUUUGAGAAAACAUGCAAGAAAAUCUUAAUUUCUGAUGGCAAGGAGAGGGAGACCAUGCGGAGCUGCUGGACAACGUUUCUUUUGGCCAAAGGAAGGGCCUUGCAGAUGGAGGAUGACCUGGUCAUAUCAUUCCAGUUGCUGCUUUGUACACUGGAGUUAUUCAUCAAGCGCUGCCCUCCAGACCGUCUGCUGCCUCUAUACCAAUCAGCCAUCAGCAAAGUUCACAGUCCUCCGACAAGAACAACUCGUCGCAACCAGAGCAAAGCCAAAUCUCGACCUCCUGAGCCGGAGAUGGACGUGCAGCUUCUUGAAACCUUGUGCAAAGAGAACGAAUGCAACGCUGAAGAGGUGAAGAAUGUAUAUCAGACCAGCUUCUCUGCUUUCCUGGACUCAUUGGAUCUUUCAAGAUGGCCAGACUUUCCUCAGGUGAAUGACCUCAACCAACAAUAUGAAGAGCACUACCUCAAGACUAGAGACUUUGAUGGACGGCUGUUUUUUGACGGAGAUGAGACUGUUCUUGCACCUAAAAUUGAAAUAGCGCAGGUGGAGAGAACGCCAAAAAAGAACCUGGCUGAAGAAGAUGCUGUUCUCAUCCCUCCCCAGACUCCAAUCAGAGCUGCCAUGACCUCCAUCCAGCAGUUGAGGGGUGAUCUCAUCUCGAGUGGGGACCAACCAUCUACUAACCUGGCUACAUAUUUCAAAAAUUGCACAGUGGACCCAACGCAGGAUGUGCUGAAGCGUUUGGAGACUCUCGGACAGGUUUACAGCCAGAGGUUUGGUCAGGCAGUCGGCCCGCGGAGCACAGGUCUCGGCAUGCAGAGAUUUAACCUCGGUGUCAGGCUGUAUUACCAAGUCAUGGAGGAAAUGCUCAAAAUGGAAGAGAAGCGACUGUCUGUGCAAAAUUUCAGUAAACUCCUCAACGACUCCACAUUCCACACAUCACUUUUGGCCUGCGCUUUGGAGGUCGUCAUGGCAACGUAUGGAGAGAGCAGAUACAAGAGCGGAGGUGUUGACUCGGCUGAGACGGACCUGUGUUUCCCCUGGAUACUGGAUGUGUUCAGCCUCCCCGCCUUUGACUUCUACAAAGUCAUCGAGAGCUUCAUCAAGGCCGACCACACUAUGAACAAAGACAUCGUCAAACAUCUGGAGACAUGCGAGAACCUCAUCAUGGAGAGGAUUGCAUGGAGGACGGGCUCCCCUCUGUUUGAGCUGCUGAAACAGGAGCAUGAGGGCGGCGCAGCAGAACAGGUGGAGACCCCGGCCAGUUACAGCCAACCACUGCAGCACAACCACACCGCAGCUGACCUAUAUCUGUCGCCUGUGCGUCCGGGCAUUCGUAUCUUGGCCCCCGAGUCCCCCAGCUCUCAAGCUGCCUCUCAGCCUCCGACCCAGCCGGCCGCCCAGACUGCUGGCCAGACUCCACGACACACAAAGUCUAACUCUCUUAGCCUCUUCUAUAAAAAAUUGUACCGCCUGGCCUACACAAGGCUGAAGAUGCUCUGCUCCUACCUGCUGUCCUCCCAUCCUGAACUGGAGCCCAUAAUAUGGACCCUGUUCCAGCACACUCUGCAGCAUGAAUAUGACCUGAUGAGAGACCGUCACCUCGACCAGUUGAUGAUGUCAGCCAUGUACGCCAUAUGUAAAGUGAAGAGUGUUGAUCUGCGUUUCAAGACUAUCGUCACGGCAUACAAGAACAUGCCCAACGCCAGCCAAGAGACUUUUAAGCAUGUGUUAAUCACUGAGGGCCACUUCGACUCCAUCAUCGUCUUCUACAACCAGGUGUUCAUGCAGAAGUUAAAAACCAACAUCCUGCAGUACGCGUCUACCAGACCGCCUACCCUCUCUCCAAUCCCACAAAUACCACGCAGCCCUUAUAAAUUCCCCAAUUCGCCACUACGUGUGCCUGGGAGCAACAACGUGUACAUUUCCCCUUUGAAGAGUGCACGCAUGUCCCCUGGAAUCAUGACUCCUCGCUCCAGAAUGCUGGUAUCCAUUGGUGAAUCUUUUGGGCCGUCCAAUCGGUUCCAGAAGAUCAACCAGAUGGUCAACAGCAGCGAACGCUCCUUUAAGAGGACCCUGGAUCUCGGCACCACUCCAAAGCCUUUGAAGAGGUUACGAUUCGAUGUGGACGGGCAAGAUGAAGCUGAUGGCAGCAAAUCUGGUGGAGACUCUACACUGAUACAGAAGCUUGCAGAGAUGAGCUCCACCCGGAAUCGCAUGCAGGAGCAGAAGAUGAAGGAGGACGCAGAAUCAAGGAAGGAGUAACUCUAAAACCUACUGAACUGACCUGCACUGUUUGUCACAAUGUGAACACUACUUUCCGUUCACAUACACAGAGAAACAUGAGUUUCUCUUUACAUAUAGUAUUGGAUUUUAGUUUGUAUUUAACUUUGUCUUUGAGGAGUAAUAUGUGAAUAUAGAGGACUGUCUCCUCUUUUUUUUGUUAAUGCUUUAACUGAGUGUUUUAACCGAAUAAUGAUUGACAUCAUUGAAUUUCAUUUGAAUUUGCUGAUUGAGUACGUUUGUUUUUAAGAGUGGUGUUAAUUUGUUGAUAACAAAUCAUUGUUUUCACUCUCAUACAUGUUCUCAGUUACCAAGAGUGUUGAGAUACAUCAGUGGUUUUGUUGUUGUAUCACUGGCUUGUAUGUUGGCCUGUUUCUUUUUGGCAGAGACAUUUCAAAUGUUUCAAUCAUGAUGCAACAGUUCAAGUGUUAAAUCAUGAUCACUCGCUUCACCGAGGAGUAAAUGUCAGGAUCUGAGGGGAAUCAAUACGUCUCUCCAUGCAGUGGUUUUACUUCUUAAGUGAUAUUUUACUCUGGAAUUUGCAUUAACGUCUUGGGAAGGUUUAGUUUGUGCCACUGACUGAGAAGUGUAAAAUAAAAUGAUAUAUCACUUAAAGGAAAAAUCAUACACUACAUGGUUUGCACAAAAUUAAUGUAGUUUCAGAGGAUUUGGUUGCAAGUUAUAUUUUUUUUGGUGUAAUGUAUAUAGUUUUAUAGUAACUUUUUUUUUUUUUUUACUUCUAGGUGUUCAAAGCAAAUGCAAACACCUCAUAAUGUGGUUCAACUAAAGGAUUUUUAAGAUAUUAUCAGACAUUUUUCAACACAUGAUGCUGUUUAAUUUUAGUUUUUUUGAAUUGAAGUUGUUAAGUUGAGUAUUCCUAGAAACAGGGAAAAACAUUUAAGGGGAUGAAUAACACCACAUAAAGAAAAUGAAUAUGUGGACUUCACUCCAGAGUUUUUAAAUUAAAAUGUGUUUAUAUUGUACUUGAAGUAUUUCUUUUAAAAUGUAGUAAAUAUUGCUUUUGAAAAUAUUUUCUUCUUU